This is a messenger RNA of Aspergillus eucalypticola CBS 122712, 1788 nucleotides long. RefSeq lists its product as uncharacterized. The transcript has 8 exons. Bases 1 to 1788 code for a protein of 595 amino acids. NCBI's taxonomy places the organism in Eukaryota, Fungi, Ascomycota, Eurotiomycetes, Eurotiales, Aspergillaceae. The record is from RefSeq and is a predicted model, not a curated record.
AUGAAAUCAUCACUUUCCCAUAGAGGACAUAAGAACCUGACUGAUGUUCUUUCUCUAUACACCGAUCCUCAAACCAUUCUCUACAUUGGUCCUAUGGACAUCAGAUACAUUCUCAUCAUCAUAGCCGCCGCUAAAGCUGGUCACACAGCAUUCUUCAGCUCUCACCGUAAUAGUCUGGAUGCCCAUCUGUCUCUGGUAGAACGCAGUGGCUGCUCGGCGCCGGCCGUCCUCGAUCAAAUCCUGAAGGCUCGAUCCAUGAAGGAGAGCCAGGUCAAUCCUCUUCCCUUUACCCUAACUUGGGAAGAGGCUCGCUACAAAACCUUCUGCAUCCGACACACCUCCGGCUCGACCGGUACUCACCCAAGCCCGUCUUCGUUCCCUAUGGAAAAUGGUGUCUUCCUGGCCCUUCGAGUGCUCCAUGCGGCUUGCUUAACAUUCGUUCUAGCAUUCAACAUAUUCUCCGGCGUGACUGUUGUCCUCCCGCCCCUUGGACCACUUACCUCCGACGUUGCCAAUGAAAUCCUCACUUCCGCCAAUCUUGACGGUACGCUACUGGCACCAUCACUGAUCGUGGACCUAUACAACAACCCCAUCCAUCGCCAAAACAUCAUCAAGCACCUCAACCUCCUCUCCUAUGUCGCCGGCUCCCUCCCCAAAAGCCACUGGGAAUACGUGACCGUGAGCCCCUUCUUUGGGCACGAAUUCCAAUCCAACCGUGACGGUCUAUCGGAGCUAGUCCUCGGCCGCCAACCCAACCACGUGCUCUUUCAGGGUGCUUUCUACACCUUCCCAGACAAGCAAGAGUACCGCUUCGGAGACCUUUUCGCGCAACACCCACUUCGCCCGGAGUCCUGGGUAUUCCGGGCGCGGACAGACAAUAUCAUCGCUUUCACCACUGCCGAACAGCUGAAUCCCAUCACAAUGGAGAGCGUGAUUGUAGCGAGCCCCAAGGUGAAAUCCGCCGUUAUCGGCGGUCAAGGCCAAUUCCAGGCCUCCGUGUUCAUUGAGCCAUAUGACUAUCCAGCCUCACCCUCGGAAGAGGAACAAUACUUCCAAGAGUUAUGGCCGUAUAUCACCAAUGCGAAUCGCGGAUGUCCCGCUCACGGCCGCAUCAUGAAAGGCUUCGUCAUGCUCACUUCCCCGGAUAAGCCGCUUCCGCGCGCCGGUAAGGAUUUCGUUCAGCGUCAUGCGGUUUUCAAGCUCUACGCUGCGGAAUGGCAGGCUCUGUAUGAUAGGAUGCGUCCUCAUGUCGCUGCCCCUGUCCCUACUUCUUCUUCUUCUUCUACUUCGUCAUCUCCCUCGCUCUCACCCUCUACCCCUCCUCUCCGUCCCGAGUCCCCCACCACCACAAAUAAAUCGGCAUCAGCCCUAACCACCGAAAUCGAAGAAACAGCCGUCGGAAAAGCCAUGCAGGGGGUUCUCACUCGUCUUCUGACAGGUCUCACUACUGGUUCUGCUACUAUUGCGCCUGCGCCUGCUCUAUCCCCUCCUACAUCCCCCUCCUCCUCCGCCUCCUCUCCUAACACAAACUCCAAUAUCCAUAUCCCCAAACCCGACCUAAAAACCUUCAUCCACGCCCACCUCACAGAAACAUUAGAUCAGCAGCAAGCCUGGACCGACGACUCGGAUCUAUUCCAGUUUGGUCUCGAUUCGCUCAAGGUCAUCGAGCUGAUUGCGGAGGUGAAUAGGUUUCGGAAACAGUGGGAUCCGAAUGCUGCCCCGGUGGAUCAGAAGCUUGUUUAUGCGAAUCCGUCGGUGAAUCAGAUGGUUGGGGUUAUGAGUGGGUAG